Messenger RNA from Stylonychia lemnae, 354 nucleotides. The record is from the annotation of a GenBank genome assembly. NCBI's taxonomy places the organism in Eukaryota, Ciliophora, Spirotrichea, Sporadotrichida, Oxytrichidae.
AUGGGAAAAACAUUCAUCAAUGGGUUAGCUUAGUAAUAUGAUCCUGAAUACGAUUCAGCCAGAUUAAAAGGAUACAUAACCUAGGCUGAUUACUCUCAUCUAAUGGAUAAAAUCAAUGAAAUGUUAUUUGAUUACUUCCCCUGUUUGUUUUGCUAGUGCUUUGGGUAUAUGUGCUGUCCAAUUUCAGGGGGAUUAUCAUUUUUAUGUCCCAUGAUAUGCAUUAAUGAUGCUAGAAAUAACGUUGAGAAGUACUUGCAGAAAACAAAUAAAAAUCAGUUGAACUCAUAUGGACUAAAUAUGAAUUUAAGAUUCGGCUGUUCAACUAGUUGGGUAUAAUUAAUUAUUAUUUAAUGA